Pogona vitticeps (central bearded dragon) is the source of this 4849-nucleotide messenger RNA. RefSeq names its product glycogen synthase 1 (gene GYS1). Gene Ontology annotation, biological process: glycogen biosynthetic process. Gene Ontology annotation, cellular component: cytoplasm. Gene Ontology annotation, molecular function: alpha-1,4-glucan glucosyltransferase (UDP-glucose donor) activity. The record is from RefSeq and is a predicted model, not a curated record. Lineage: Eukaryota; Metazoa; Chordata; Lepidosauria; Squamata; Agamidae.
CGCACAACGGGAAGAAUUCGAGAGAGGGGCGGAGUCAGCCUCUGCCACGCCCUCCGAGUAGGUGGAGCUUCUGGCCGGCAGGGUCUGGAGUUCUUGGUUGGGGGUGUGUGGAGUGAGUGAGUAGUUUUGUUCUCCUCGGCUAAGAGGCUGAAUCCUGAGCCUCUCACCCCUUUGCCGUCCCUUGCUUUCAUCCGCUGGGUGCUAUGCCACUGGCCCGCAGCCUCUCGGUGACCUCCUUGACGGGAUUGGAGGAUUGGGAGGAUGAACUUGAUCUGGAGAAUGCCGUCCUUUUUGAGGUGGCUUGGGAAGUGGCCAAUAAAGUUGGUGGGAUCUACACAGUUAUCCAGACCAAAGCCAAGAUUACACUGGACGAAUGGGGCGAGAAUUACUUCCUGAUCGGUCCUUACUUGGAACUGAAUGUCCGCACACAGGUGGAGCUCAUAGAACCGCCCAAUCCUGCCAUCCGCCGCACUAUUGAUUCCAUGAAUGCAAAAGGAUGCAAAGUUUAUUUUGGCCGCUGGUUGAUUGAGGGGGGACCCUACGUGAUUCUCAUUGAUAUUGGGGCAACAGCUUGGAGUUUGGAUCGAUGGAAAACCGAGCUUUGGGAAAGCUGCUCCAUAGGGAUUCCCUGGUAUGACCGAGAAGCCAACGAUGCAGUUCUCUUUGGCUUCCUAACAGCCUGGUUUCUGGGAGAGUUUGCUGCACAGUGCGAAGAGAAGCCGUUCAUCAUUGGUCAUUUCCACGAAUGGUUAGCUGGGGUUGGUCUUUUCCUUUGCCGGAUCCGGAAGCUUCCGGUGGCUACCAUCUUCACCACCCAUGCGACCUUGCUUGGGCGCUAUCUGUGUGCAGGCAGUGUGGACUUCUAUAACAAUCUUCAGAAGUUUAAUCUAGAUAAGGAGGCUGGUGAUAGACAGAUAUACCACCGUUACUGUAUGGAGCGUGCGGCUGUUCAUUGCACACAUGUUUUCACCACUGUCUCCCAAAUUACAGCUGUGGAAGCGGAACACCUACUAAAACGGAAACCAGACAUUGUGACUCCCAAUGGUCUGAAUGUCAAGAAAUUCUCUGCCAUGCAUGAAUUCCAGAACCUUCAUGCCCAGAGUAAAGCACGUAUCCAGGAAUUCGUCCGGGGCCACUUCUACGGGCACCUGGACUUCAACCUUGAUAAGACCAUUUUCUUCUUCAUUGCCGGACGCUAUGAAUAUAACAACAAAGGGGCUGAUAUUUUUUUGGAAGCCCUGGCCCGUCUCAACUACUUGCUCAGGGUGAACGGCAGCCAGACAACAGUGGUGGCAUUCUUCAUCAUGCCUGCCCGAACCAACAACUUCAAUGUGGAAACUCUGAAAGGCCAGGCUGUCCGCAAGCAGCUGUGGGAUACAGCUAAUGCUGUGAAAGAGAAGUUUGGCAAGAAACUUUAUGAAUCACUCCUUGUAGGGAAUCUUCCUGAUAUGAACAAAAUGCUCGACAAGGAAGAUUUCACUAUGAUGAAGAGAGCCAUCUUUGCCACCCAGCGCCAGUCAUUUCCCCCCGUCUGCACUCACAACAUGCUGGAUGACUCUACUGACCCUAUUCUCAACAGCAUCCGUCGCAUUGGCCUCUUUAACAGCAGCGCAGACCGUGUCAAGGUUAUCUUCCAUCCAGAAUUCCUGUCUUCCACGAGCCCCCUACUUCCGGUGGAUUAUGAGGAAUUUGUGAGAGGCUGCCAUUUGGGCGUGUUCCCUUCGUAUUAUGAGCCCUGGGGCUACACACCAGCUGAAUGCACCGUCAUGGGCAUCCCCAGCGUCUCCACCAACCUCUCGGGCUUUGGAUGCUUCAUGGAAGAACACAUCGCCGACCCAUCUGCUUACGGGAUCUACAUCCUUGACCGACGUUUCCGGGGCUUAGAUGAAUCGUGCACCCAGCUGACCUCUUUCCUGUACAGCUUCUGCCAGCAGACGCGACGGCAGCGCAUCAUCCAGCGGAACCGCACGGAGCGGCUUUCUGACCUCUUGGAUUGGAAAUACCUGGGGCGGUAUUAUAUGUAUGCUCGGCAUAUGGCACUCGCUAAGGCAUUCCCUGACAAUUUCACCUAUGAGCCACAUGAACCCACAGCUGCUCAGGGCUUCCGCUAUCCUCGCCCGGCCUCCGUGCCGCCAUCUCCCUCCAUUUCCCGCCACUCCAGCCCCCACCACAGCGAAACGGAAGAGGACGACGAGCGAUACGAUGAGGAUGAGGAAGCUGAGAAGGACAGGCAGAACAUCAAGCCUCCCAACAUGAUGGGCCCGGUGCCUGAGUGGCGCAAGCGCUCCAAGAAGGGCUCGAGCGAGGCCAGCGUCUCCUCCAACGCAAGCACCUCUUCCAUUCCCAGCAGCCCCAGUGAUGCCAGCAGCCCCACCAACUCGAUCAUUGAGGAGAGAAAUUAACCCCCCUAUCCAACCGUGGGGCCCGACUCACUCACCUGCUCUUUUCCCUGCGCCUCUCACUCCACGCCCUCCGUAGGUCAGCCGGUCUCUGGUGCUGGAUUUCUGAAGCAGUCCCAGAGUUGUAGGUUCUAACAUGCUCCAGAACUGAGGUUCUAGAAUAUUCCAGUAUUGAGAAGGGGCUCUGGGUGGUGGUCUUUCUGAUGCUGAGCUGUUAAACGGUUUGUUGCAGUUCAGGUUGUGGAAAAUGGACUUGAAAGGAGGUGCCCUCCCAUGGCUCUGAAGGGUGCCCCCUCUUUGCUUGUUCUCGAACACGAGGCGCAUGCUUGUGUUCAACUUGACCUGGGAAGGGAAGGGGCCUUCCCUGCUCUACCCAACCCCAGUCAGAGUUCGCCUUGAGUGCCAUGGACUGGCAACAUCUUUGGAAGGAGGUGUCUAGAUAUAUGUGAGAAAUCAGUGUGAGGCAAGGAAAUCCAUAGGCUUUGCUAGGGGUUACCCAGAGAUUGAUCCUAAGGAUUCUCAGCACUCGUGACUUAAACCUACAGCUGGCUAGGUCUGUGCUCUACAGAUUUCACAGUGCUGUCCUGCUCGGUGUCUCUGUCUUGGAAAUGCCACCACUUUUAAAAAGAAUUUGACAGGUUUUUGUAACACAAGCAGAGGUUCUUGAUCCUUUUUUUAAAAAAUAAUAAUAAUAUGCAUUGUUACCAUGAGGGCCAUGUGAGGUCACAUAAACAGCACAGUUGUAGAAUGCUUGGGAGUUCAAGAAAGACCCUGUGCGUGAGGAAGCACAGUGGCAUUUUUAAAAAGCCUCGAGUCUGCUCUGUUCUGGAUGGUUCAUGAGAAGAUGAAUGAACGCAUCUAGAAGAAAGUUGCAUUCUAAGGCUGGUGAACUUUUUUAAAAAAUGAAUUAAGAAUUGAAAAAGCAGGGGUUUUCCUGCAGGGAUUUUCCUUAUAUGUUAUUUUGAAAUUUGCAGUUGAAGAACAAUCUUAAGAUGCAGUCUGUUUAUUCCUGAAUGCAUCCAGCUGGGAGUUUUAAAGGUGGUUCUUGGUAGCCAUGGUUGACCUUCCAAGGGGAUGUAGUUUAAACAAGGGUUAGCGUGAAGCUCUUAACAGCAUGAAUGGUCUAGGUUUGGUAUAGUAAUUUAGGAUUUGGACAAAAGCGUUUGCCUCUAAAAGCAGCCAAGGGCCCCAGAGUGUGUUGCAGGGGCAUUUAAGAAUGCAAGAAAAUCUAGAAAUGUCCUGCAGUGUAGACCACUUAAGUGGCUCCAGAAAAAGGAGAAGCAAUCAGAGGUUUCUCUUUUUUUAUAUAUUAAAACUGUGGCUUUUUCCUGGAGCUUUUAUUUAUACCCCAGCAACUAUGUUUAUACUAGUGGACAAUCAAGAGUAUUUUGGAGCAAUUCUAAGUGCAAUGUUACCCAUUUUUAAAGUGCUGUGUUGAGUUUAAUGAGGGAAAAGCACAAGGCAGUUGAGCCCACUUUGCCAUUGUCUUAAAUGUUUAUCUUUAGGAAACCCAUUCUUGACAUUUUAGAAUGUAUAGGAUACCUGGGAUAUCUCUGUGACUCCUCUGGGAAGAAGGCAAGCUAGUCUGGAUCAUGAGUGCUUCAAGGGAACAUUCAGGAAAACCACACACUAGAAGGUAUAAGUACCUGUAAUGCAGUUUCUGUGACAAUGCUGGCCUCUCAAACUUGUGAGGCUCUGAAGACAAACAUAUCAGGGAAAGCCUCUAAACAGGUGAGCUUCUUUCACAGCUAGAGGAGUUGUGUGAUUCCAACCCCGCCUCCCAGCAAUUUAUCCUUAAAACAAGGCACAUGGAAAGUGUGUGCUUUGUUCUUAAGUGAAUUACGCCUGUGGGAGCACAGUUUACCUUUUUUAAAGGUGCGUGCUCUUGCUGCACCUUGUUUUAAAGAUGAAUUGCUGGGUUUGUUGGUUUGGUGGGGUUUUUCCCCCAUUUUUACCAUCAUGGUACUGAAACUUAUCGGUGCAGUGGCAGAUGAAGCACUUGGGCCUACGAAAAACAUCAGCCAAGGUGCCUGUUGCCCUAGCUGUUUUUGUUAGAAGGAUUAUGUAUGCUGUUGAAGUCCCCGAAGGGAAGGGUCCCUUACGGCUGUCGUCUUGUGCGUCUCAGAACACCAACCAGAGCGGCUGAGAUCAACCAAGGCCAUAAUAUUUCAGAACUUCUUGCCAGCUCAGUGCGAAGUUGGGUGCCUGUGAUGAUGGCGACGCAGAGAAGAGUACAGCCAAAGCCGAUUCUCCUGUGCAACAAACCAGAGAGCGUGCUGUUGACAGUUUUAAGACCGAAUAGUAGUUGGUAUGUGGAUAUUCCUUCUGGGACAAGAGAGGGAGACACCUCGAGAGCGGAGCAAAGGACACGCACAGGACCCCCCCCCCCUUUGUUUUUCCACCUGCUGCCAACUGUGGUUAUUAUGAACAAUCAAGGAAACCCGUUUUUU